Lutzomyia longipalpis is the source of this 16618-nucleotide messenger RNA. RefSeq lists its product as uncharacterized. Gene Ontology annotation, molecular function: protein binding; protein tyrosine phosphatase activity. Gene Ontology annotation, biological process: protein dephosphorylation. The transcript is spliced from 24 exons. The record is from RefSeq and is a predicted model, not a curated record. NCBI's taxonomy places the organism in Eukaryota, Metazoa, Arthropoda, Insecta, Diptera, Psychodidae. Gene Ontology annotation, cellular component: cytoplasm. Bases 125 to 11593 code for a protein of 3822 amino acids.
UAUUUUGGUUUCGUGGAGCCUCUUUUUAUCAUGAGAAAAAUGUAUUAAAUCCGCCUUAAUUGUUUAGUAUUUCGUAUUAAAGUGUUCCUGUGGGUUUUAGUGUGUAGUUUGGUGUGUGAGGAAAAUGGAAAAACUUACAAUUGCAAGCACAUUUCAGAAAUCCGUGGACACAUUGAAAAACACGGUUUGCAGCCAGAAGGAUAAGCUGCAUCACUUCAAACAGAUCAGCGAUUGUAUUCAAUCCCCGCACUUCCAUGUCAAUCAUUUCCUGCACACCAGCACUGCAAUCAAUGUCCUCUUGCUCUUCUGCGAGGACACGGAUCCCAUGAUCCGUAUGAAUGCAGAGGAGAAUCUGUGUAAGAUUAUUCGGCACUGUGAGACUGGGAACAUCCCGAGAGUUCAGGUUGAUCUGUACCAUGAAAUCAAGAAGAAUGGCAAUGAGAGAUCCCUCCGGAUUUGCCUCAACAUCUUCAGUCACUACUGUCCACAGAUUAAGCAACGAAAGGCACGCUCGUAUGCCCAAAAUCUCCUGCAUUGCAUUGCAGCAAUUGCCAAGAGGCGCGAGACUCUCCUCCUGGAGGCUCUCACGGAAUUCAUUAAAGUUUUCUGCGAAUACCUCCAAUGCAACGUGAUGGACAACGAAUUGGUUGUGGUUUUGCAGAUUUUCCUCGACGACCUUUCAUCCACGUGCGCUGUGAAGAGACGCUGCUCCGCACAGAACCUCGUGACCUUCAUUAAACAUUCUCGGAAGACUUGUGAACUCGCCAUGCUGGCUCUCUCCAAAAGUUUAGAUAUCUUGAUGAAGCAACAAUCCACAGAAUCGACUGUAGGUGUCCUUGGGUUUAUACGCUUGUUGGUUCCUCUGCUGCUGCAAGAGAAGAACUGUGAUCUCUCGAAACUCCUUGAAGUCUAUGAAACUUGCCUUGGUUACAUGCAAGAGGGUAACCACAGUAUUAUUAAUGCAUCGCUCGAAGUACUGAAUAUGCUGACACUCAAUCCAUCGUCUAAAUGGAGGGACAUCCUCACUGAUACCGCUCUUGCCUCGAAGGAGAUUCUCCUAAAAAAACACGGACUUGUCACGUCAAUAACCAUUGAGGCGGAUGCUGCAGCUCCGGAGUCGUUGGUUAUUGAACAAAGCCCCGAGGAGGAAAAUGUUCACUUGAAAGCUCAACUGCUGUGCGAAUCACUUGACAGCGCAUCUCUAACCAUGGGAAUGUCUGAUGUGGAAUCUGAAUCAUUGCAGAGUAUGGAUUUGCGGUCUGAUUUUGGGGAAACGGCGUCAGGUGUUGCAAAUCCCGACACAAAAUCACUGAAAAGUCAAAAGUCCACCGACUCAAUUGGUUCAUUCUUCAAUGCACUUCUCACAAAUCCCCUUCCCAAUACCACGGAGACGGUGACAAAUUUCUUCCGGGGACAGAAGUCAAACGAAUCCUCGGUCACUAACACCCCCAAGAGCAUCCCCAGAGUCCCCGAGGAGGGUGAACUGCAGGAGAUUCUUCAUGAGGAUGGGUGUGAGGCGGAAGAGAAUCCCAUAGAUGGCAUAGAUAGGGAGAGUGAUGUGAAAAAUAGUCCAGCAGAUGCUGAGAAAGAGGACGAAUUGGUUGUUGAGUAUGAGACAGUGGAGGGGGAGGAGGAUGCAUUCCUGGGUGGGGCAAACAUUGAAAUUGGCACAAUAUUCGAUCAGUCUGUGCUCUCCUACACCGUACGGCUAAUUGCAUCGAAAUUUAUCUUGAACGGCGAACGCGGUGGAUUCCAUUCUGAUCAACAAGUGAGGGUAUCGAUAAAAAAUCUCUCCUUGUCCGUAAUCGCCAACUGCAUACUUCUCUCGCCGCAAAUGCUGCUGCAACCGUUGGAAAUUGAGUCGAGGGGUGAUUUAAUAAAAAUUGAAUUGGAAAAAGCCACCGAGGAAAUACAAGCUGGCGAAGGGGCUGGGGGAGUUGCAACGGUGGUGGUGGUGGUGGAAGAAGGGACGAAGGGCUGUGAGAAGGGUAGUGAAAACAGUGAGGGAUAUUUGGAGAUGAAGGAUGAUCACUUUGGGAAAAGUGAAACAUCCUACAAGGAUUAUUUCACGCCAUUGACCAAGAACGACGCUACCCAGUUGGAGUCGUGGACAACACCGAAAGUGGAUUUAGCACCAAAAAUCAAUAGGGAUUUGAGUGCAUUGCUCACCAAAGCGGGUGGACAAUUGAAAAUUUCCACCACCCCCAUCCUGGCGACACCCCGAAAAUCGUUACCAAAAACAUCCAACAGAACUCAAUUCCUUACCGAUAUUCUCCAGCUGCAUUCGCAUCCCGAUCCAAUUAUCCGAUGUGAUACCAUACAAAUUGUGUGUAACUUUGUUAAGUGCCUGAGCUGUGGGUCGAUUGGGUACGAGCAAGUUCUCGAGGACGGGGGUGAGAUGCUCAAAUUCCCAAAACUCAUCGGAAUUGUUAUGCAGGGUUUAUCUGAUGAGAAUCAUGCUGUUGUUCGUCAAGCUCUCACUGCAACGGAGAACAUCCUCCCCUACUGGCUUUUAUGUGGCAUCCACAAUACCACAAACCUUGAAAUGAUAUCGGUGGGUGGUUAUUUAGCAAGUUUGUUGGACGUUAAUGAUGUUAAAUACUGGACAGUUCGGUGCAAGUACAGCGAGGUGUUGGCAAAUUUGGAUUUUCCUGCAUUAUAUGAAUUGCUGGGCCAUGAUGCUGCAGCUGAAUUUGAAACAAUGUGCUUUGAACAUAUUGUUAGCAUGGUGAGCGAUGAGGAUGCCCGGAUAAGGAGUACAGCGACCAAAUCAUUAGUUCAGUACACCAUCAAACGUGGUAGUCAAAGGGCCACCCUCAAUGAACCACUGAGUGACCUUAGAGAGGAAUUAUGUCGCAGAGUUUUCCAAGAUCUCCCACCCCUAUUGGGUGCCAUGGAAUUCAGUGGCAAUACCCAAAGUGACCCAACUCUUGUGAGGGUUCUCUAUGUUCUCAGCAAUAAGUUGAUUACCGGCAAUGAUAGGGAGGCCACUAUUGGUGUCCUAAGUGCCGCAAAGGAGCUCUCGUGUGUCUUUAAGCCAACUACCUACUACGGGGUGUGGAAUGAAUUCAAUUUCUUGGGUGUUGUGUUAAAGUAUGUCCACGAAAAUCCAAUCACCGUUUACGAUCUCACGGCACACAGUGAUGCUCUUGAGUUCUGUACAUCCUUGCUGUCGGCAAAAGCCCUUCACGGGGAUACGGAGAAUCUCAUUGAGCCCCUACUAAUCCACUUAUUCAAAUUGAUUAAUGUCUAUCAUCACAUAUUCACGGCAUCGAAGGUGAUUACAUUGCCCAAGGGGCAGAAGAGUGAUAUUUUCCUCAGUGGCAAAGAUACAAUGAAGCUCAAUAAUUUGGGCUACUUUGGCAAUGAUUUCACCUACGUGAAGCUGUACAGGAUGCUAAAGGGGGCCUUUGAGUCUCGCAAAAUUGCCAUCAAUGAGGAGGUUAGUGCCAAGAUGAUGACCCUACUGCGGAGCUGCCUUAGGGUGCUUACGUUAAUUUUCGAAAUAAAGCCCAUGGUGUCAAUCAGCCAGUCAACAUCGGCCAUUGAGGAGAUGCUCACAUAUCUACUGAGUUGUGUACAUUACCAACCAAAGUGGUGUGUCCUGUGUACAAAACACAUGCUGAGACAUUUCUUCGAUAAGAAUUUCAUCUCUCGCCGCGGGGAGUUUCAGCACCUCAUUGACACCUUUGAGAAUUUCACACACAUCACCAAUGUUGAGAAUGUUCUUCGGCAGAUCCGAGAAUUUGGUGGUUGUGAGAAAAAAUCCCUCCCCUACGAGGAUGUGGGGCAUCAUUUGAAGAUUUUCGAACCAAUGGUCAUACAUUGCUUGCGGCUCUUUAUGAAGGCCAACUCUGCGCUGCAGUCCGUCAUCCUGGAGCUCCUGUGCCAGCUGUUGGAUUUCAAAGUGAACUAUUACCUCCUCGAUGCCAAUAAUGUGUUCAUUGAGUACAUCCUACGGCAUUUGGAGAUCAUCGAGACGGGAUGUGUGCGACAGUGUGAGGUCGUCAUUGGGAGCAUCUACAAGUUUCUCUUCCACUUGUGCCGGCAAUCGAGGGAGAAGAAGGUCAUAACGAUUCCCAAAAUAAUUAACAUUACGGACAAUUUGCUGGCCAACAGUACCAUCAGGAAGUGCAGUAUUCGUGCUCUUGUGGAAUUAGGUCAUGAAUUGUUCUUCAAUUGCAGUGCCACAACAGGCAAUGAAUGGUGCACGGAGAAGGAGGUGGUGUUCACGAUGAUGCUCAAAUUUCUCGACUACGCACAAGUCCAGCGAGCUGUGGCAUUAAUUGUGCUGUCGCAGAGAAAUGUGGACAAGUCCUAUGAGAUUGAUGCCCAUUCUUAUCUCUUGACAUUACUGCGAGAUGAAAAAUUUACAAUUGAUUGCGAAGAGCAAGUCAUGAGUAUGACUCUCAUGUUGCAUGCCCUGGAGGGUUAUAUCCCAGCAGACGAGAGGAAAUUGGAGGAAUUUCUCAGUAUCUUCCUAGAGGCGUGUACCUCACCUGGAAUCCAUUACAAUAAGUUGACGAGAGUUCACCUCCUCCUGUGCUAUGGUAUUUUGAAUGUGGACAAAGUUUAUUUGAUAAAUUGCAUAAAACUGCAUUUAGUCAAGACGAAGUUCCACGCUGAAGACGAUGUGGGUGAGGUGGAGCACGAAAAUGGCUGGGAGUUAAAUUAUUUCUCUCAAGUCGUGUCGAGAGUGGUUAGAGACAGUGUAAAUUUUCUGAUUCCCCGGAGUGAUUGCGCUUUCUCUGCCCUCCUGGAGGUACUUCUUGGGAAAUUGUGUCAAAUAGGGAACUGUAAUACACUCACCCCGAUCUUCUUGAGUCAAUUUGCACAUGGGGACUUUAUUAAACUUUUUCACGGGGUACGAACAAUUCACCCCAAACUCUUUGGCGCCUUCAUGAACCUGAUGAUUCAUCUCAAUUAUGAUCGAGAUGCCGUGGUGGAAGGUAUUUGUCGAUUGAGCAAUAGUCUGUGCGAUAGACAACUCAGGAGAUUCCUGAUCCAGAAAAUAACAGAGAAAUACCAUCAACCGACCGAUUGGCAGCCACAUACCGUACAACUACUCCUUCAAUUGGAUCUCCCGACAUUCCUAAGGGACCACCACAAAUUCCUCGGGCAAUUGUGCAACAGCGAGAAGCAUGCGAAUGGGAUUCUCGCCCUCGUUGCUGUUUGUCACACGGAAUUCCAAUCCAUUGCCAUUGACAAUGAAAUAUUAAAAUUAAUCGAUAAAUCCCACCACAGCGCCAUGGUGCUCUGCUUACGAAUGUUGCUCAUGCAAUUUUUGGCACAUAGCAGCAAAUCAGUGCAACAGCGUGCACUGGCGAUAGCUACAGAUAAAGUGAAUACUCUCCGAGGUAUGCCAACCACUGAGAUGGACCACAAUCUGCCACUUAAUGAAAUAACAGCUAUCAUCGACGAAUGCAACCGGGAGAAUCUACCCAAUCGCUUUCCCACACUCUUCAGUGCCAUCCUCAAUCUCCACAGGGGUAUUGGUGGACACCAAGCGAUACCAGAAAUUGAAGUGAAAGGUGAGGACAUGGUGAGAGGAAUUGUUGAUGAGCAAUGGUAUAGUCAGCAAGUUUUGUAUCACAUGGGGGCUGAAAGGAAGAAAGCAGGACUCGUGGCGAGAUUGCUAAUGGAUAUAAAAUCAGAAAUGCGAUUAUCCUCAUUGAUGACAUCACCGGAAUUUUCCAGUCACUUCCUCACCGCGUGCCUGAGAGUGGCCUUUGAUGGAAUGAGACGUGCCUUUCAGAUGGACUGUGUGCAACACAGCCCGCACAUGAUGUACCUCAAAGUGCCACCACUCCUCAAGUUCACCCAGCGACGACUUGAGACGGACUUGGGAAAACUGAAUGAUGAUUUUGGAGGCGAUGAGAUGGCACAUGAUCAAAGGUUCCGUGUGUGCCUCGAGGCAGCGACAUGCUUCAUUGAGAAUGUGGCAGAAACAGAACGUAUUUGCCUCGUCCACAUCGAUGGUAGACAAGUUGAGAAGUAUAUUGGGGAGAAUCUGUUGCGUCCCCAAUUCAGUGGUGUGCUCCUUAGUUUUGCCGCACGUUCCGUCUUGGGUACCCUUGCCGGCAUGAGACAGCAGAGUGGCCUCCUGUCGCCUCAAGUGGAUCAUGGUGGGGUGGAAAAGUGUCUGUACUACAUAAAAGUCGCCCUACAUCAACCCCAGAUAUGGAGUGAGUUUGACUCAAUCGACAAACGCCAUGAGGAGUUGAGAGCAAUUGUGGAGUUAAUUCGUGAAUGUUUGAUGGACAUACUCUCGGCCACAAACUUUGUCCGUCACCACCGUGAUCCGGAUAUAUUUUCCACAGCUGCAGGGGAUGAGGAACAAAGCGGAGUUAGGAAAAUGUACAUGGAUGCCAUUUUUGUGGCACGAUUUAUUGAAGAGGAGAAAGAUAUUGUCAAUUGUUGCAUGAUGGGGGAACAAGGAAAAGUUAUCAAUACGCUACGAGUGCUGUCUGAAAUAGCCACCGCGAUUCUUCGAGUGAGUGUCCUCUAUCCCAUUGCGAUAACCCCUUUUAUUUUACUACAUGACAUGGGUCCCCUAACUGUCGAGUAUCCACCGAAACGGUGUCCAAUUCCAUCAAUUCCGAUCGAACAACUCAAUGAUUCUGAACUUUUGCCGAAAUUUAUAUCAAGACUCAAUUUAAUUGGAUUUUCCACGAGGCAACAGUUUGAAGAGAUUUUCAUGUCACUCCUCGUACUUCUCAACAGCGACGUUAAUCCGGAGAUUAUUGAUGCUCAGGAGGAGUAUUUCAUUAAAACGAUGUGCCUUGGAGCAAUUUCCGAAUUGCUGGUCACAUGCAAAAUGUUCCCUCGCAUUGGAUUUCGUCAGGGUGAAUUUCACCACUCACCUCGGUUAGCGCGUGUUAAGGUGGAUAAUAUUGGUGUGAAGAAACUGCAUAAGAUUCUCAGUCUCAUACCAGGACCAAAUGUGUUCUAUCAGAGCAAUUUAGAGAGGGAUUUAUCAUGUGAUAGAACCAUUGGCACCCACUCAUUUGCACCCAAUCAAUUUAGCAUGAAUUUCAUUUGGCAAAUUGUGGAGGAGAAUGUCGUGGAGAUGGAUACAACGCUCAAGAGUGUGAACUACUUUGUUGAGCAGUGUGGUAUUGAUUUCCGGAGUACAGUCCAAUUAAUUUACGACGUUUUUGCCCAACUGAUGGAUCAACAUUGCACACAGACGAUGGUAAAUAUUGCAAAAUUGAGCGAUAUCUGUGAGAAUAGGGAUCAGUGCAAAUGGAUUAGGGAUACAAUGCAGCAACUACAAGAGAGGGUACCACUUGAGAAUACAGUGGCGCAUCAGUAUAUAAUUUACCUCCUCUGCAAAUCGCAUGCAAUUCUUGUGCCGACGCUGAGUGAUUUGACCCAAUUGUGCUCAAUAAUUCCAACAUAUCUCAGGAGCACGCACGUAUUUGUACGGAAUGCAACACUCAAUGGGCUGUUGUGCCUCCUGGAAAGUGCAAUAAAUACAAAUACAAGCAUUGGGGCUCUCAGUGAAGAAAUAAUUCUCCUUCGGAACAUUGCAAUUAGCUACAUAAAUAAGAAUGGGGUCACUGAUGAGAGUGCCUAUUCAUACAGUGACACGCACACCAAACUCGUCUGGACGCUGACAUUCUAUCUAAUUGAGAAGACAUCCAAGUUCGUGCCUGAUUGCACUCUCUUGUCCAAUAUCAUCAUAUCCGUCAAUAAUAUCCUGAAGCGUACGACAAACAUCCUACAGUAUUUGUGUAUUAUUCAUGGUAUGCAACGCCUAGUAAUCACGAAUUCCGUCGAGAAGGUGUACCGUGAGAAAAUGGAGAAGCUCUCACUUGAUUUGAUUAAAUGUGACAAUGAGGAGUUCUCAAUACCAGCCCUGAAACUACUAAUUUCCUGUAUGUACAUCGACGUUGAAAACAUCCCCGUGCAGAAAUAUAUUGUCCAAGCUGGAAAAAGCCUUACUGUUCCUUGUCCAGGAGUAAAUGAACUCUCACUCGUCGACACCCUCACGUGGAAAACAAGUAAAAUUAUCGCACAGUAUGCAAAUGGAAUUCCCUUAGUGCACGACCAACGGAUAUCUCUGUUGCCUGGGAACUUCAGUUUGCAUUUCCACCCGUCCGUUGCAGCUGACACAGCCGAAUACACUUGCCUCGUCAACGAAAGACAUACCCCAGAAUCCAUAGUCGAUUUAGUAGUUCAGGAUGUGCCAAAGAGACCAGGAAGGCCGUUAAUAACGAGUUUUACGUCAAGAGCUGUAAAUUUGUCCUGGCCUUACACCCAGGAUCCCCGAAAUGCUCCAGUAUCGCACUUCAUCAUUGAAACAAGAUCCGGCGAGGAUGGGCCGUGGGAUCAAAAUCCGCAGAUUUAUACACGCAACAAUGCCACCACAUAUGAGGUGACAGGAUUACUCCCCUUCACCGUCUAUAGUUUCAGAACAAUUGCCGUUAAUCAGUUGGGCGAAAGCCCACCGUCCAAAGAGUCAUAUUACAUCGUUACCCUUAGGGAAGUUCCGACGGGUAAACCUGUUGCAACAAUAGCCCACAAUACAUCAGCCACCUCAAUAUACAUUUCCUGGAAGCCUCCAGCGGCCGACACAAUUUUGGGGGAAUUUUUAGGAUAUAGAAUUACAUAUCGCCCUCGCGAUAAAAAUACCGACGAUAUCAAGGAAAUAUACAUCCGGGACAGCAGUGUAGAGAGCCAUGAAAUUCAUGAUUUGGAUACGUACACGCAAUAUCUAGUCUCCAUACAAGUUUUCAACCCCGAAGGUCCCGGCCCUGCAACCACCGUCCUCGUCAUGACGGACGAAGGAGUUCCAAGCAAACCACUCAAUUUGACGGUGCUGGAGGUCACUUCGACGACGAUAAAAUUGUCCUGGCGUAUCCCGGAACACACAAAUGGUGCCAUUACCGGCUACCAAGUGUACUAUGAACACUCCAAUCAAACAUUCUCGGGUCCCAUCCUCAGGGUGGACUCCUCAACCAGUUCCUACAUUCAAUAUGUUCUUCCCAAUUUGAAGCCGUUCACCGAGUAUAAAAUAUACGUACAGGCUCUAACGUGGAAGCAUAUAGGAAAUAGAUCGGAUAUUGUGACGCAGAGAACGGAUAUUAGUGGACCCAGUCCACCGGAAGUCGUGAAUCUCACGUGUCUAGCCCAAAACGUGAUAUUUCUUCAUUGGAAACGACCACUGGAAUACCAUCAUUCAAUUGAUUGGUACAUCAUUAGCUAUAGGGCACUGGAUGAGGCUGAUUUUGAGGAGUUUACCAUCAAUUCAACAGCACACGUAACUGAAUCAUCGAUGAAGCUGCCAAAUUUACCCACAAAUAAAAUUUAUGAGAUUAAAGUACGAGCUGCCUCUGUGAGUGCAAUCAAUCCUCGCAAUACCAUCAAAGGAGGAUAUUCUGAUCCCAAACGGAUUCAUCUACAACCGGGCUGUGAAAAAAUGCAACCACUCCCGAGACAAGUAACAAAUAAUUACAAUUUUGUUAUCACAAUUGCAAUAGUUUUCUGCUGCUUCAUAUUCUUUUUGACUGUCGUGGCACUCGUGCUGUGGAGAAAAUGCUUCCAUGCCGCAUACUACUAUCUGGAUGAUCCUCCAUGUCAGGGGCAGACGGCGCUUUUAAUCGACUGGGAGGCGCCAGUUGAGGUGGGUGGUGAGGUGAGGACUGUGGUGCCAGUGAAUGAGUUUGCCAAGCAUGUGGCAGAAUUGCACGCAGACGGUGAUAUAGGGUUUAGCAAAGAGUACGAGUCAAUUCAGAAUGAAUCGAUAAUGGACGAGUUUCCGUCUGAACAUUCACAGCAUCCGGAGAAUAAAGGGAAAAAUCGCUACUUAAAUAUUAUUGCCUAUGACCACAGUAGGGUACAUUUGCACCCAACUCCAGGACAAAAGAAGUCAAUCGAUUAUAUCAAUGCGAACUUUAUAGACGGCUACCACAAAUCAAGGGCCUUCAUCGGCACCCAGGGCCCAUUGCCUGGUACAUUCGAUUGCUUUUGGCGAAUGAUAUGGGAACAAAGAGUAGCUAUUAUAGUUAUGAUAACAAAUUUAGUGGAGCGUGGUAGACGCAAAUGUGAUAUGUAUUGGCCAAAGGAUGGAACAGAGACAUAUGGCGUGAUACAAGUGAAACUUCUUCAGGAGGACGUUAUGGCGACAUAUACAGUUAGGACGUUUCAAAUUAAACAUCUCAAAUUGAAGAGAAAAAAGCAGGGAUCCAUUGAGAAAAUUGUCUAUCAGUAUCACUACACAAAUUGGCCAGAUCAUGGUACACCCGAUCACCCAUUGCCAGUGCUGAAUUUUGUGAAGAAAUCCUCAGCUGCAAAUCCACAGGAUGCUGGCCCCAUUGUUGUGCACUGCAGUGCUGGUGUGGGGAGAACUGGUACAUACAUUGUCCUCGAUGCCAUGCUACGACAAAUUGAGCACAAAGGCGUCCUCAAUGUGUUCAGCUUCUUGCGGCAUAUUCGUGGCCAGAGGAAUUUUCUGGUGCAGACAGAGGAGCAGUACAUCUUCAUUCAUGAUGCCCUCGUUGAGGCUAUUGGGAGUGGUGAGACGAACAUUCGACCGGACCAACUAAUGGAACAACUCAAUGAUUACAAUUUCCAAGUAGCACAAUUUAAGCUAAUAACGUCCUUUCAACCAAAAGAUGUGAAUAUUGCAUCCGCUAUAAAGGCAGCAAAUUCCACAAAGAAUAGAAGUGGGUUGCUGCCACUGGAGGGUAGUCGUGUGCAUCUGACACCCAAGCCAGGGGUUGAUGGGAGUGACUAUAUUAAUGCUACGUGGUUCCAUGGAUUCCGACGAUUACGUGACUUCAUCGUAACACAGCAUCCCCUGACAUCAACCAUUCGAGACUUCUGGCAAAUGAUCUGGGAUCACAACGCACAAACAAUAGUAUUACUAUCCUCAAUUGAUGAUACGAACUUUCCACAAUUUUGGCCCAAUGAGGAUGAUUCAAUUGAAACUGAUAGUUAUCGUGUUAAAUUCUUGUCCGAGCACAAUUGCAACGAUUAUAUUAAUCGUGAAUUUGUGAUGCAGUCUAUACAAGACGAUUACGAGCUCAACACCAAAAUGCUCCACUGCCCCACGUGGCCGGACCUAAUGACCCCCACUGGGAUUUUCGAUUUUAUAGUGAAAGUGCACGAGAGAGGCUCAGAGUACCGAAAUGGACCGAUAGUUGUUGUAGAUAGAUAUGGUGGAGCUCAAGCAGCAAUAUUUUGCAUUGUAACCUCUUUGGCUAUGCAAUUGGAGUAUGAUGGCACAGCAAAUAUCUAUACGUAUGCCAAAUUAUACCAUAACAAGAGACCAGGGAUUUGGACCACGGCAGAGGAAGUGAAACAAAUUUACCGGAUAUUGACGUAUCUACCGAGUGAUUUGCAAUUACUAAAAUGCACAGCAUUGAGAACGGAGUUUGAGGAUGUGACAACGGCCACGCCGGAUUUAUAUAGUAAAAUAUGCAGCAAUGGAAAUAUAAGCUCAGCCCUUCAUACAUCCAAUUCCCUGACAAAUACCAACAUUACAACUGUCCCCGCGUCAAAUGGGAAUGUUUCAAAGCCAGAAAUAAUAGAGGAUUCCGAAGAGAUGAUCAUACCAAAUAAUGAUGACAACAAAACGGAUGUUUAGGUGAUAACCAGGAAUGCACUGUUGGCACAUUGUUUCCUGGAUUAGUCACCAUGCAGUUCCGCUGGAUACUUGUCCCAUGCUAUUAUUCUGCAUUUGGGUGGAUUUUGGACACCCUCCCACACACACAUUGAUGGCAUGAGAUGAUUUCCAUGAGGUCUACGCAGGAGACCAAGGUAAGAAAUUCAAGUUGAAUAAAAAAACAACAAAAAAACAAGAAACAUACAUCUACCCUUAAGGUAAACACAUUUAUACAUAAACUACUGUAAUAAAAAUAUUUCAAUGUAAUUUAGUAUGAUGAUGAGAAGGUAAAAGAAAAUAGUUUAAAAAUACUCUACUUCGCAAGACUGGAUUUUAUACAUUUUUUAUAUUAAAAAAGGAAUUAAUAUAAUUUGUCGAAUUAUCACAGUUUUAAAUGUUUCCCCAGAAUCACACUACAUUUUAUAAUCAACAAAAAAAAAGUAUAUCAAAAUUUUCCGCCCUCAGCCAGAAUAGGGUGGAAUUUUUAAGCUCAAUUUGCAAAAUUAAUAGUGUGGCUUUUUUUAGGGUUUUUUUUUGCACUUUACUGAUGCGUUGACCAAUUUUGCAUUUAAAAUGAAAUAUUUAAAUAGGUACAUCACACCAUAUUUAUUAGUUUUUUUUAUAAAUAUUUUUUUUUAUAGUUCAGCUCAUAAGUUCGUUAAUACUGUUGGAAUGAUGUAAGAAAUUUUUAAUUUUAAUUAAACCUUAUUUUAUUAUAAAAGAUUUCUCUAAAAACAAUCUUUUUAAUCUUAUUAAAAUUAAAAAAAGAAAUUCACAAGAAAAACGUAAGAGAGUGAAGAAAGAGGAAGACGGUAAAAGACAAGAAAACUUCCUUGUUUAUUUUUUCUUCAAAAGUUCUAGUAAAAAAAAGAAGCAAAUUCUACGAAAAGAUUCUUAAAACAUAUAAAUAGAAAAUUCACAGUUAUGUAUUAAAUCAUUAUAUAUUUCUUUGCUUGCUUACAAUUACUCCGCCUUUCUUUUCCUUUUACAUUUUAAUGCGACUCUCCUGCAUACCAAUAAAUGCUAAUCAGUCGACCUGAUUUUGUCUUUUGUCCCCAGAAGCUUUGAAAAUUUGAAGGAAAAAGCUCUUCGUUUUUUUUUGUCUUCGCUUCUCAGUAUUUUAAUUCAUGGAUUUUUCAAAUCUUUCGAAUAGAAGACUAAAAGUUUUAUAACUUUUCCAAUAUCCCAUGUUUUGCCAAAAAGUUUUGAAGUUGAUCGGCAGUUUUUUUUUGUAAAAUAUCUCUCAUAAGAAAACUUCUACAACACGAAGUAUUUAAAAAAUAUACAUAAAUCAUUGAGAAAUCUUCAUGUCAAGAAAAAUUAAUGACUUCAAUUGAGAAGUACAUAAAAUAGAAGAAAAAAAUAUUCAAGAAUAGAAGAAAAAAAGUUAAGAAAACGAACUUAUGAGCUGCCUUUCAUCACUGGAACCUCCGUACAAUUCCAAAAGCCAUUCCUCUUUUUUUCAAUUAAAUUAAUUAUUUAAAAAAGAAAAAGAACUCAAUUUGAAAUGAAGGAAAAUCACAUAAAAAAAUCAAAACGAGAAAACUGUGAUAAUUUGAUCCUUCCCAGUAAAUAUAAGAUAAGAAAAAAUAUUAAAAGGAAAAAAAAUUAGGCAAACAAAAUAUUUUUCUUUUAUGGUACGAAAUAUAAAAUAUAAAUGUGAUUAUAUAUUUUAGGAAUUAAGUAAAAAAAAAAAAAACAGUAAACGUAUAAAAAAUAUUUUUAAUUUAUUUAAGAAAGUGUAAAUUUAAAACAAAUAUUAAAUAAAUAAUAUAGUUUCUAAGUUAUCCAAAGUAAUUGUAACACAAUGUAGGUGAAAAAAACGUAGUCUUAAUAGCAUUAAAAUCUUUAAAAAAUAAAGAAAAAAAUGGAAUGAACAAUUUUGAAAAAGGAAAUUGUUGUUGAAUAUUCACGUUAAAACAUGAGAGGUAAAAAAAAACUUCUAGUUGACUACACACACAUUUACUAGACGUAGUUGAAAAAUACUAACUUACAAAAAUUACCACAGAAUUUUAUUUUAACUCUUUUGCAAAAAAAAAAUAUAUAACCAGAAUGGGCCAGAGGGAUUAAUCAGUGGUUAUAGAAAUGUUGUGUAUAACAGGCCCCAUUGUGAAAUAAAAAAAAAAUAAAAAGAAUCGCGUAAUAACACGUAAAAUGUAACUUAUAUAGAUGAUAUAUAUACGUAAAAAAGGAUUAAUGUUGAAAAAGUUAUAAACUAACGAGCUUUUUUUUGUAAUUUUUUUUAAACCAUAUUUUAAGAACUCAGAAAAAAAACUUCAUAGACUUUUUUUGCACACAAUUUAGCAAUUAACCUGUUAUAUAUUUUUUUCACCAUAAACUCUAUCUGCAUUUUGCAUGAGACCCCACAUUUCCAUUUUAUGCAGGGAUAAUGUGUGUAAAUAGCGAAAAAUCAACCGGUGGAACGAACAUGCUGAAAUAAUUUACAUUUUAUAGUGUGGUGCAGAAUGUUCUAAAGCUCAUCAAAAAAAAUGCAAUUCUAUGAGGAAUUUUUCAAUGUUUAUCUUCUUUUUUUAAUUCCUCUUUAAAAAAUCUUUGCAUCACAUUAAUUUAGUACAAAAAACUAAUAAUAAACAAGACUUUGGAGGAAUCUUUUAGCCGAAAGGAAAAUCUUUCAAUAUUUUCUAGAAGUUUUGUUUUAAAUGUGAACCUUUAAUGGAAGAUUUGGGUUUAUUUUCUUGGCGUUUUUCCGGUGAUUAAAAGCGUAAUAAGGGAGAUAAGAAAAAUUGGUUGGAACUUAAUUGGUUGGGAGGGUUGCGAAAGUACCUUAAAUAGGAUCUUUUCUACUUAAACUCAAUUUACACCCAAAAUUGCUUAUUGUACUGUAUUCAGUACGCCCGAGAACUUUUUUUUUUUUUUUUUAUAGCCAUAUUGAGCUUUUAUUUUCAUAAUAAUCAAAUGAAUUCAGUUAAAGAAAGAGGUUGUAUUUCUUAUGCGAAAUUUUAAGAAUUUUUGUUGAAAAUUAAGCUUUCUGGACAAUUAAAAAAAAAACUUCCCUAACAUUCCAAAAAAUUCUCUGGCGUACCUGGAUAAAAAAAAAUUAUAAAAUUUUCCGUUUAAACGGUUUUAUUUUUCAAGGAAGGAAUUAUCUUUCAACGUUCGUCACGGUAAAUUGUGUCAAUUCAAGGAAAUCACAAAAUGUUUAGCUGCAUCAUUGUGAUUUCCUUGCAUUGAUACAAUUCAGUGGAAAUACCGGAAAAUGCAUAACUCUUAACAAAUUAUAUUUCAUUUUUAUUCGGAAAAGCUUAAAAUGUAAAAGGAAAUAAGAGAGAAGAGAGAAGAUCUCCAGGAAAAAUAAUUAUUUCUAAGGAAAAAUAUUUAUUUUUCAAUUUAAGAACAUGAGCUGAGCAUUCUUAUUUAAAAAAAAAAUCUAUUUUCUACUCAAUACAAAAAUGUAAAAAGAAAAUUUGAAGAGCUUUUAAUCUCUCAACAACUUCACUCGAAAUGCCUUUCAAUGUAAUCUUUGAUAAGAGAGUUCAUUUCUCUUGAAGGAUUUUCCAACUGGCGAUCAAUAAAAGAAAAGAUUUCUCUUCAACAAAUUAUCCGUAGUUUUUUCUUGAAGCCAUUAUUUGCAUUUAUAGAAUUCUCUAAAUUGAUUGUAUCUGCUUAAAAGUCAUUUAAAACCGAAAUUCAAUGUACUACCUAAAACCUUUAUGUUUCCGUCUUUCUCUCAAUAUUAAUGCCUAUUAAUGAAUCUAUAAUUCAAUUCGACCGAUUCGACCUCAAUACGAGGAAAAAGGGAUGACCGGGACUAUUUCAGUUAAACUCUAUAAUAGUUUAAAAUUCAGUUCUUUCUUUGAAACAAUUUAGAAAUUAAUCAAAAAGUUGUCGCUUUAGAAUUUUCAAUUUUAAAAAAUUCUAAAUAAUUUUCUGAAUGAACUUUUUAUUACACGAAUUAACUAUAAAAGCUCCGGUUUUUCCUAAAUAUUUUAAUUUUUUAUCCUUUAAUUCCCUACAUUGAACAUCACAUGCAAAGUUGAGAUAAAUUUAUCCUACCCUGAAUUACAAAUUGAAAUUAAUUUUUGCUCCAUUAUCCGCUGUUUAUUUGUUUUUUCUUUAGCAAAAAAUGAUUAUAAUAUCCUUUUAAAAUGCACAAUAAUGCAUGUUUUAAACUCAUAUACAAAAAUGUCACACUGUCAGGUGUGUGUUGAAUGCCAAAUUAUAUUUUAAUAACGGACACAUGAAAUGAAAAUGAAAUGACACAAUAAGUUAUUACAGUCCGCAUGAUAAAAUUUUCCAACUGAUAUACAAAUUUUCUGAAUAUUUUCUUUUUAAUAAAUGAAACAAACUUUUUUCUCCUUCUGCCGUUUUUUCUAUAUACAUAUAUUCUAUUAGGAUGAACAUAAGAAAAAAAAGGAAAUAGUAAUCACUUUUUUUUAGAUUGCUGCCAUUUGUAAAAUCAGGAAGAAAGUGUUGGGUGAAAAAAAAGAAGAAUAUUAGAAAUGAAAAUAAUGAGAAAUGAUGUUAUAGAAACAUAAAAUAAAAAUUAAAAAAUAUAACAUUGAUAUUAUGGGUGAAUAUUUAAAAACAAAAAAAUAUAGAAGAUGAAGAGAAAAAAUAACUUUACUAGUCCGUUCAAUAUUUAAAAUUAUCAUUAGAAGUGUGUUUGAGAAAAAAAAAGGACAAAAGUAGGAGACGAAAUAUGAAUUAUAUAUAUAUUACUUACAUUCAAAAUGUGAAAUGUAAAAAAAGAAUAAAUUAAAAAAAAAACAUAAUAAGAUGAAAAACUUUUAGAGAAAAAAAAAGCCGUAGUUGCGAAUAUUUUUAAGUUAAAAGGAGAAAAUAAAAGAGAAAAUUUGAAAAUGUAAGAAACAGAAAUGAAAGUAGAUAUGUGUAACAGAUCUUAUAUUUUACGCAAAAAAAGGAGGAAAAUAUGAAUGGAAAGGAUGUGGAGGGUUUUGAGGAGGAGUACAAGUGCAAUGUGUAUGACUUGUGCUGAAAGAGAGAAAACAUCCCUAUAAAAUAUACAAAGCACUAUACUUUGCUUUA